AUGACAAUGCAGCAGUACUGUAGUAUCGAAAGCGCAAGAAGGCUACAGGAGAGGGAGGCGCGGGAGAGGGAGGCGUGGGAGAGGGAGGUGAGACGCAUGCAGGAGAGGGUGAAGAGGGAGGCGGCGGUCGGUGGUGAGGGGAGGAAAGGGUGGUUGAAGCGGCAUGUGGCGAGGAUCGCGAGGAUCUUACAGAGGAUAAAAUCGAUGAGAGUCCGGGGGGGAGCGGGUGAGGGCACGGCGAAUGAGGGCGCGGCAGGGUGA
Molecule: messenger RNA, 261 nt
Organism: Suillus clintonianus
Lineage: Eukaryota; Fungi; Basidiomycota; Agaricomycetes; Boletales; Suillaceae
Exons: 3
Coding region: 1-261 (86 amino acids)
Source: RefSeq, a predicted model, not a curated record